CUAGUUUACGGCGUUACUCUGGGAAACGUAACUGCAGGGGCCCGGCAGGACACACACACACACACACCGCCCAGUGCAGCGCUCAGCCCGGACAGGGAGCACGCUUUGCCCCGCAGUGGAGGGUGCACAUCCGGGGGCUGGGGGGCCUUGGGUGGAGCUCCUGUCCCAUCUGGGGAAUGUGACACACGGACGAGAGAGACACCGGAGUCGGCGCUUUCCCCGCGGAGACCUGCGGAUCCGGUGGUACGGAGACAAAAGGAGGAACAAGUUGUGCAGCAAAGUGCAAAGAGGCUAAAAUUGCCCUUAUACCCUGAAUCUUAACUUUGGACCACACCCGCCCUGAGAAUGGCACACCGGUCUCAAUGUUCAUCGAUUGGGGAUAAUCCUCUCGACCCAAACUACCUGCCGCCUCACUAUCGCGAGGAGUACCGUCUAGGUGUUGAUGCUCUCAUAGAAAAUGACAUACAGGGCUACCAUGAGUUCCUCCAGGCGGCAGAUAUUGUGGGUUUCCUUUCCCUGCCGGAAAUUGAAUAUAUCAGGUCCAAAUGCCAAGGGCCGACCCGGAGCUCCAACGUCCCGGAGCUGAUGUAUCAUGAGGGAGGUCAGGACGUGGAAGGUUCCUCCGACACCUACUGGCCUUUGCAGUCUGACAUGGCUGCACCGGGGCUGGACCUGGGAUGGCCUAUAUCACAACCCGGCUUCAUUGGGCCCACAGAGGUCACCACCCUGGUGAACCCCUCGGAUCCGGACAUGCCAAGUAUCAAAGAGCAGGCUCGGCGACUGAUCAAGAAUGCACGCCAAGUUGUUGCUGUGGUGAUGGACGUGUUUACAGAUGUUGACCUCUUCGCUGACCUCUUGGAUGCGACAGCACGCAACGUUCCUGUUUACAUCUUACUGGACGAAGAGAAUGCUCAUCACUUUGUCUCCAUGAUCAUUAAUGGAAAAGUCAAUUUGGACUCAAUUCCUAUGAUGCGUGUCAGGACUGUGCCAGGAAUAACGUACCAAUCGCGGACGGGGAAAUCCUUUAAAGGACAGGUGAAAGAUCGUUUCCUGUUGUCCGACUGCAGAGCUGUCCUCAGUGGGAACUACAGCUUUACGUGGUCCUAUGAGAAGAUCCACCGCUGCAUCGCUCACCUCUUCCUUGGGGAGCUGGUCAACACUUUCGAUGAGGAGUUUCGUAUUCUCUUUGCUCAGUCGGAGCCUCUGGUCGUUGACCCUUCCAGUGAAGCCCAUGCUGUCCCAAACCCCAACUCCAGCAUGUAUUACAGCAGCCAGAUUGGUUUGAAGAGAACACAGUCUUUGCGUAACCCCAUCGGGAUUCACUCAGCCCUCCCCUACGGAGACUCUGAUCAUAACCCUGCGCUUGGUUUCCGGAGGAAUGACCCCUUUCGUCACACCAUUGAACCUGGCCCAGGAAUUACGAUAGGGAAGUAUUCUCAACAGCAGUUUCGUAUGCAGCAGUCGUACAUAGAGCAGGGAAGGUCCAUAGUGUCCAGACAGAUGGAGUUGAGUUCCAGUGGCUAUAAGAGGCACAGCUAUGCAGAAGGAACCCAGGAAAACUACUCAAGUUCAAGGCAAUUCAUGAAGCACAGAGUCAUGAACAAUCUGGAUGAAACAGAGAUGCACAGGGAGCAGAUUCAAAGUAGCCAGUACUACACUGAAGGACCUGGACCGGGUUCUGGCCACGGACACUACGAGAGACUUCGAGGCCGUCAGUCCCCCCUCGCUAUUGAUCAGUAUUCAAACUCAAGCUAUCGUUCAGAUCAGGAGCCUCCACCUGGAAAACAUGGGACAAACUACUUUUCAUCUGAAGACCUGAGAGGACCGGAGGAGAUGCAGGCCCCUCCGUUAGCUGGAAGAUACGGAGGAUCUUACCAGAGGAGGCCCACGUUAGGUCAGUCGUACGCCUGCCAGAGCUCACCGACGCAGCCACACCCACCAGAAAAGAAAUCGUUUUACAAACAACCUGACCAAGAGCAUGAUCAAGACUCGACUGCAAAGGAGGGCAUGAGGAACUGGAGAAUCCACUCCUAUCUAAACACUUGUGAGGAUGCUGGAGAAGAAGGCUUACGUCAACCGUUGGGGCCUGAUGCCUUUGAUGAGCCUCCAACUUCACAGCAACUAACUGCAGCUGAAAGUUCAGCUCCACAUUUUAGAUUAAAGGAACCACCAACUAUUACUUCCAAGCCGAGACCAGAUAUCCUGGCCCCACGCUUUGGGAAACCCAAAUUACCAGAGACAACCAACAAAGACUCUACCCUAACAAGGACGAGAGGCCUGCUUUCAUCUCUCGGUAAAAAUGAGUUGGAGAAGGAAAAGGAAAGAGAGACGGACAGGAGUGGAGUGAGGGAGGACGGUGAAGCUGCAGAGGGGAAAGGGGAUGUCCUAAUCUCCAGACAUGAGUCAAUCCGCUCACGUAUUAACCCAAUGCUUCAGCGGAGCUCUCGUUUGCGUUCCUCGCUUAUAUUCUCAUCUUCAAAGGGAGAGAUGCACAGUGGCAGCUUAGGUCUGACACCAGCGACGGAGGAAGAUGAGGAGUUAGAUGCUGUACGCACUUCCUCCAUAGUGACCCAGAUCCUGGAAAAGAAGAAGGCUCGUGAAGCUUUCCAGUGGCGCAAGAAGGCUGAUGAAAAAGAAGAGAAAGAGAAAGAAAAAGAGAAAAGGAAAGAUGUGAAAGAAGAGCAGCAACAGGAAAAGCAGAUGCAUUUGACAGAUGAGAUUAAAUCAAAAGAGGAAGCCCUGAGUAUAAACAAAGAAGACAAGACAAAACAAAGUGUCGAGAAAUCUGACGUCACAACGGCAACGAACAUGAAUGACCCAGCGAGUCGACUGCUUUAUUUUAAAGAGCUGGCUGCAAAGAGAAAAGCGUCAAAGAUGGAGAUGGAGUCAUUGCUAAAAGUCCCAGAGCCUGCUGAGAAAAAGCCCGAUCUGUCUGACACGCCUCCGCUCAAGCCUACAGCUACACAGACGGCCCCAGAUGUAACUGUUAGUUCCACAGAAUCUAAACCAAAGAAACUUGACAUCGCUGCAAAACUUGGAGAGCUCACUCGCCGACCUUCAGUAAGUUCAUCCAAACCACCAAUAAUCACCGCAAAGCCUUUUGUGAGUUCCCGGAAGCUUUCGGAGACCGAUAAAGAGGAGAGUGCGUCAGGGGAUCAAAAGAAAGAUAUCUUCAAGUCUCUGAAGGCUCUUCCUUCACCUAAGCUCUUCCGGAAGGACCAGCUGAAGUUUAAGGGAUUGACUUCUCGUCGCAUCUCCAGUGGUGAAGAAUUCCUGGUCACAGAUGCUACAGAUGCUGAGAAAAGUGAACUGAAAAAGAGCCGUUCUCAUAGUUCCUCAGCCAUGACACAUGAAGAAGCCAAAGAGGGAAGGAUGAAAGCUAUGGGAUCUAAUACAUCCAUCAACACUAUCGGUGAGGGGAAGGGGGAGGGGAAGACCCUUGACUUCCUAAAGAAGCAGACUCAGAGGUUAAAGGGAUUCUUGGGGCCCAAGGAUAAAGAAAAGAGAGGAGACUCAUCAUCUAGAGACCCAGUAACCGCUGAUCAACCCACGACCAAUCACAAAACAUCUGCUGGGACGUCAGGCUCAUCCAGGUACCAGUCUCCUGGAAGCUCCGUUUUGUUCAGCAGCAACUUAAGAGAUGACACAAAAGUAAUUCUGGAGCAAAUCUCUGCAAACAGUCAGAAGAACCGUCAGGAGCGAGAGGAAGCGGGAGGGGAUAAAGAUGGUGCCGCCACAGAAAAGGGACUGGACGUCAAAAACCGAUUCCUGCGACAGCGAGGCAACACCCUGGAGCGGGAGGGCUUACUGCAGAGGAUAGAGAGCCUGAGGAAGGAGAAGAAGGUCUACAGCCGUUUUGAGAUGGGGAAUAGCCUGGCAUAACGAGAGAUGGACCAGCGCCGUUUUAUACGGAAAGUAUUUAUGCAAGAUGAUCAAACACAUCGCCAACAUGUGCCAACGACACUCAAAGUACCUCUGGUGCCCAACAUGGUGGCCUUUUCUGGAUUUUCUGAAGAAGUACAAAAAUUGAAAAGAUGUUGAAAACAGUGAAAAGAGACUGAACUCUAGUUUGGAAUGUGCCUCUUUGCCAAGACUUGGUACUAGUUCUUCCUUAUAAGGUGGCUGAGGGAGACAAGAGUGAUCCCACUUGCACUCAUGGGCUAAUGUUCCACCAAACACAGGAAGGUGGGGCCAUCCUCUAAAACUGAACCUGUAUGAACAUGACGGAGGGACUUGGAGGAGGAAAAAAAAGCAAAGAGGGCGCAUGUCGCACCUAAAAAAAAAUAAAGAAAAUGACAGACAUGCUACUUAUAAAGGUAUAGCAGUAUUAAACUGCAGGUGUACAGUAGAGUAAAAGUGUGUUUCUGUGAAUGUGUGUGUGACGGGGACUAACUUGAAACUAAACGGGAGAAAGUGAUCUUGUAGUGUUCAUUAUGUGCCAAAGUUCUGUCGAGAAUAAAACCAAAGAUAAAUGAUUAAAUUUGUCCUAAAAACAAAGGACAACAUCAUCCAGAAGGAUGAAUGAAGAGAGGUUUGGUGGAUGACAAAGGGAUGAAGGAAAGGAAAGAAGGGAAAUCAAGACCAACUCUGUCAUAUGGAGAAACAAGUCUUUCACUGUUUUCUUUGUGUGUGAACGUGGGAAUAAAGGUAGUGUGUGGAUAAAGUGUCCAGGAGUAGUAGACCUUAUGUCUAAAGAAAGCGUAAUGUACAGUUACAUCAAAGGGUGGACCACUACUCAGGGCUGAAGACGACGUCAAAGAACCGUUCAGGGAGAGGACCUCAAAGGGCUUUCCUGGUCGCGGAGUUGAGUAACGUUAUGUGUCUUUGUUUCAUGUCAUGUAAAUAAAAUGCAAGUUAUCUACA
Messenger RNA from Cololabis saira (Pacific saury), 4863 nucleotides. It is a transcript of the gene sack1hb, whose product is annotated as family with sequence similarity 83 member Hb. Lineage: Eukaryota; Metazoa; Chordata; Actinopteri; Beloniformes; Belonidae. Gene Ontology annotation, biological process: protein localization to cytoskeleton; intermediate filament cytoskeleton organization; positive regulation of cell migration. Gene Ontology annotation, cellular component: keratin filament. The transcript has 8 exons. Gene Ontology annotation, molecular function: keratin filament binding. The record is from RefSeq and is a predicted model, not a curated record. The coding region runs from base 346 to 3882 and encodes 1178 amino acids.